Thermothelomyces thermophilus ATCC 42464 is the source of this 165-nucleotide messenger RNA. RefSeq lists its product as uncharacterized. The annotation marks the transcript as partial. Lineage: Eukaryota; Fungi; Ascomycota; Sordariomycetes; Sordariales; Chaetomiaceae. The record is from RefSeq and is a predicted model, not a curated record. The transcript has a single exon.
AUUAUAAUAGUUAUCAAUAGGGGAUCUAAAUUUAAAGGGGAAGUGAAAGCUAUCCUAGAGGAACUAAGGGUAAAACAUAUUAUUAAUUUUCCCUAUAACUCUAAGGCUAAUAGUAUUAGUAAGGCUAGGUAUAUACCUAUUAUAGCCAUCUUAGCAAAGAUAACU